UCCAUGGUAUGGGCUGCGGGUCAGACCGAAAACCGUCGCUUCUAAUCUGGUUACCUCCGUGGAUUUAUCUCACCGUUACACGUUUGUGGAUCUAGGGCGGGUAAAGCUGCUGCGUGUGGACAGACCUGACGGAGUUAACGCUCCUCUGCGGCUGAGUCUGCACCUUUUGUCAGGAUGAUCCUCACAAUAAGACGAUAAAAAAAGAAAGAAAAGAAGAAAGAAAACAACGGCGCGUUUUGUCGAGCCAUGAAAAAACAUUAAAGGGUGUUUCCACCCGCAGGUUGUCAAACAUCAGAGAUCCGUGCAUGUGAUUCCUUCCAGCGUCGCGCGGACGUCGUUUGGGAACAAAAUGAUGUCAGGAAAGCAUUUCAAGGCUCAUGAAGUGAGCUGCUGCAUCAAGUAUUUCAUCUUCGGAUUCAACAUCAUAUUUUGGUUCCUCGGUGUGGCGUUUCUUGCCAUCGGGUUGUGGGCAUGGAGCGAAAAGGGUGUUCUCUCUAACAUCUCGUCCAUUACUGACCUGGGAGGCUUCGACCCUGUGUGGCUCUUCCUCGUGGUGGGAGGUGUGAUGUUCAUCCUUGGUUUUGCAGGUUGCAUUGGGGCGCUGAGGGAGAACUCUUUCCUCCUCAAGUUUUUCUCUGUUUUCCUGGGUAUCAUCUUCUUUCUGGAGCUGACUGCAGGAGUCCUGGCCUUUGUCUUUAAAGACUGGAUCAAGGACCAGCUCAACUUCUUUAUUAACAACAACAUUCGGGCCUAUAGAGAUGACAUUGAUCUACAGAAUCUGAUAGACUUCACCCAGGAAUAUUGGGAGUGCUGUGGUGCUUUUGGAGCUGAUGACUGGAAUUUGAAUAUCUAUUUCAACUGCACUGAUUCAAACCCAAGUCGGGAGAAAUGUGGAGUACCGUUUUCCUGCUGCACCAAAGAUCCAGCUGAGGACGUUAUAAACACACAGUGUGGAUACGACAUCCGUGCUAAAACGGAUGCUGAACAGAGGACCUUCAUUUACAUCAAAGGGUGUGUCCCACAGUUUGAGAAGUGGCUUCAAGACAACCUGACCGUGGUGGCGGGCAUCUUUAUUGGAAUUGCAUUAUUGCAGAUUUUUGGUAUCUGUUUAGCGCAGAAUCUCGUGAGCGACAUUGAAGCAGUGAGAGAGAGUUGCUUGUUUACCUAAGACCUCCACUAAGUUUUCAGAGGCAAGAAAGAUGCAUCAGGACUUUGUGGUAUAAAUGGCAGCAGUGAAGGGAAACAAUCAGCUGAAGUUUCCAGUAUGAAGAAUCUACUUCAAAUGUAAAUAAAGAAUAAAGAAUUUCUUUCAGAGUUAUUUUACAGGAAGUGCAACCUCUGAAAUGUAGCGAAGCUCUGAUGCAGUCCAACACAAACAAAUACAGUCAAAUUUAUCACAGUACAAGUAGCUCUGGUAGUAAAGACUGUAGAGGAACUGAGGGAAGAAAUUAUUUGUGCACACCAAAAAUGAAGGAAAGAAUUUAGGUUGUCUCUAAGGAAGUGGUUGAAAAAAAGGAUCUUAGCUUUAUUAGCUUCACAACUGCAGUUUUGAACAGCUGCAUGGAAGGGUUGUGUACAAAGAUUGAAGUGAUUUCUGGAAAUGCACUGCAUGCCCAUUGUCUACUGAUCGGACUGGUCGGACAUCGGCUCACCUAAAUGUAUUUCAUUCUGUAUUUUAAAAUACUUGUUUUAAUAGUUACUGGUAAGCACUUUGCUUAAUGUGUAAGGAAAUCUGCUCAACGUUAAAUGGAUUGAGUUAAGAUUUAAUUCCUCGUACAGACGCAUAAUUUACGCAGCAACGUUUUGUGGGUCUGUAGCAAAAUGUAAUAUCAUGAAGAGAUGUGAUGUAUGAAGAAGGCUUCGUAAAGUUCCAGUUUGAAAGGGAAAACCAGUGACAACAAACGUCUAAAUACACUGAUGUGGCAUGUAAUCAAUAUUCAGCCUUAAGCACUUUAAUCACCAUAGAGGAGAUAUGAAGCUCACUGUUCAGUUUGGAUGUUUUAGUUUAGCAGAAACCACUGGAAGAGGCAUUUUCCCAUUAAAAAAAAAAAAAAAAGAAAAGAAAAAGAAAAAUUAUGCUCCUUUUUUGUCAUGCUUUGUCCAAACAGCAGCUUGACGGUGAACGUCUUUUAGCAUAGACUAGAAGUGGUGCCACCUCUUGUACAUUAUGUCUGUAAGUGUUGAACAUUCAUUUUAGAUUGUUGCCGCAUUGUAACAGUAAUUGAAUUUGCCAAUGAGGAUAAACAUUUUUCCAUGUUUUGAGCUGUUCAUUUUUACUGGAAUAUGGGGAUACAAGUGGUUCCCUUUUGCUGGCACUUAAGUGAGAGUAUAAUUGGUGUACAGCCUACUUACAUGCAGUACUUGAAAGCAGAGCAACGCAGGUUCUGUCACCAGCAGUUUUUAGUUAAACACUGAUACUACAAAGCGCCAUAAAACAUUAUAUUUUCUGUUUGCCUUUGAUUGAGUUCAAACCAUCAUUUCAUGCAAAGGCGGACUGAAAUCAUACCAAGUUUCUUUGAUGAUUUUAACUAAACUGGCAAGACUUUACUGAACAGAUUGUUUCUACUGUUAUUUGCAUUUUAAGGACAAUGGUGUCAAAUAUCAUUCUUCCGACAAUACGAGCUUCAAAUGAUUGUUGUGAUCACACAAUUUCUCACCAACUAGUGCCAUACUUGUGGUUUCUACAUGUUCCUGAUUUUGACUAUGCUUUUUUUCAUGUGUUCCUUAUUCUUGUAAAUAACUGGAUUAUGUUGAGAUGUAAAUAUGCAGUAUAUCUGAAUAAAUGUGGUUCUUUGUA
Molecule: messenger RNA, 2797 nt
Organism: Melanotaenia boesemani (Boeseman's rainbowfish)
Lineage: Eukaryota; Metazoa; Chordata; Actinopteri; Atheriniformes; Melanotaeniidae
Product: tetraspanin-5
Exons: 10
Coding region: 350-1168 (272 amino acids)
Biological process (GO): protein localization to plasma membrane; protein maturation; regulation of vascular endothelial growth factor signaling pathway
Cellular component (GO): membrane
Source: RefSeq, a predicted model, not a curated record